CGUGGAAAAGACUGGCAUGAUAUCUGAAUGUCAAAAUGGCAGCCCACAUGACGAAAUGUAACCUGCAGCAGAUACUGAAGUCAUGCAUUUCGCACCACAGUCAAAGUUCACCACUGCUGGUUUUUGGAAAUAAGAAGAUGACGUUUGCACUGGUGACGUGUGCAUCGUUCCACUCCGGGAGGAGAGUGGCUAGCCAAGUACCCGUGUUAGCCGCUCGUUUGUUCAGAUGUCACAGACAGACAUCAGUAGGAGCUCCUGUGUUGUCAGCGAGGUGGAAUAGUUCAAACAGUGCAGCAUCUUCAGGUUUCAUCAGCCCACCCUCUGACUACAUUCCUCCAGCCCCACCCAUACCAGAGCCAACAUCUGCUACAUCGGAGCUAGUGGAAACCCUCAAUGCCCUCGGAGAACCUACACUGCAGUCAGUAGGUCUGGGCAGUUACUGGCCGUCUGGCAUAGUCCAGCAGGGGCUUGAAGCCGCCCAUGUCAGUCUGGGCUUGCCAUGGUGGGGAACCAUUGUCUUAGCGACGGUAUUUCUGCGAAUGUGUAUGUUUCCUGUUGUGAUCAAAGCCCAGAAGAUGUCCAUCAACAUGAUGAAUCACAUGCCCACUAUUCAGAGACUCCAGCUCAAGUUUACUCAAGCCAGACAGAGAGGGAAUAUGCUGGAAGCUAUGCAGUAUGGAGGGGAACUGGGAGACUACAUGAAGAGGAACAAUGUGAAGCCUUUUGGGCAGAUGCUGAUGCCAAUGUGCCAGCUGCCUGUAUUUGUCUCUGUGUUUGUGGGCCUGCGAGGGAUGGCCAAUCUCCCCGUGGAGAGUAUGAAGACGGGAGGGGUCCUCUGGUUCCCCGAUCUCACCGUCACCGAAGUCUUCUAUGGCCUGCCGCUCAUGACGGCCUUCACUUUUUGGCUCACAAUCGAGGCAGGAGUGGACGGCAUGAACCCUCAGGCCCAGACUCAUGUCAUGAAGUGGAUUCUACGAGGGAUGCCUCUAGUCAUGUUGCCGCUCAUCUCCAACUUCCCGACUGCGAUGCUGGUCUACUGGUUCACCUCCAACUCCUUCUCCCUGAUGCAAGUCAUGUUCCUCAAAAUCCCGGCCGUGCGGAAAUUCUUCAACCUCCCCGAGCGUGUUGUUCACCCGGUCACACCUGUGGAGAAGAAAGGAUUCCUUGAAGGUUUCAAAGAAUCAUACAGCAACAUGAAGGCGUCCCAGCAAGUUGCCGAGAGGCAGAGACUGGAUGAGAAAAAUUACCGUAAAGCCGCCCAGGGCCCCAUCAUCAAGACGUACGCAUACAAUCCCAAGAAAGUUCAAGGUUCAACUGCAGCGAGGAAGAAUGUUGUAGAUGAUAAAUCAAAAAAAUCCUAGAAUGUUCCUGAAAGAGAAAACUGUGUCCGUUUGGUUUAUUUUUUUAAAGAUCUGCAUCUACAAAAGUCUUUAAGAUGUCGAUUGUCAUGACAGUUGUUGACGGAGAAGUGAGGUCGAGAAAAUUGUCGUGUGAAGUUUGUCAAGUGAUGAGGGAACGUUUGUUAGAAUGAAAGUGGUAUUGGCUGAAGUGUGGGCUGUGAAGACUUUUAGUCUGUUUGUUUUGAGCUAGGUAGAGAAAGAUGGGAGAACAUAAUCAAUUGUCCUCUCAGUCACGUGAACAAUUAAGUCAAAGAAGUGAUAAGUGAGUUCUGUCUCUAAGCACCUGGUGUUGUUGGGGCAACUGCCUGUACUUGGGAGUGAGGUUUUCUAAGUAUUUGAGUAAUGCUGAUGAUGUACAUAACUAGAGUUUUGUUAUCCGACUUGUGCGACUGACUGCUUGUACAUAUUGUGAAAACAGUCAAUAAUAAACAACAUUUGGAAAAAGAA
Molecule: messenger RNA, 1847 nt
Organism: Aplysia californica (California sea hare)
Lineage: Eukaryota; Metazoa; Mollusca; Gastropoda; Aplysiida; Aplysiidae
Product: mitochondrial inner membrane protein OXA1L
Exons: 9
Coding region: 36-1361 (441 amino acids)
Biological process (GO): protein insertion into mitochondrial inner membrane from matrix; mitochondrial respiratory chain complex IV assembly
Cellular component (GO): mitochondrial inner membrane
Molecular function (GO): membrane insertase activity
Source: RefSeq, a predicted model, not a curated record